AUGAUUAUUAUCGGUAUUGUACCUUCACUCAGUAAGGAACCUAAAAACCUAAAUCCGUUCUUGAAACCCGCCAUCAAAGAAUUACAAUGUCUGUGGAAAGGCAUCAAAUUAAGUUCUACCAUUAACCGGUUUCCAUUGACGUUCAGAGCAGCUAUUUUGGCGGUUUCUUGUGACGUGCCUGCCGCUAGAAAUUUGGGUGGUUUUAAAAGCCAUUCAGGUUACAGAGGUUGCUCUCGAUGUCUCAAGUCAUUUCCUGGCGGUUUUGGGCAACGUAAAGAUUACUCCGGAUUUGAUAAAGGGACGUGGGAACCAAGAACAAAUAGUAAGCACAGACGGUUAGCAAAAAAGAUUGCAGGAAUAAAGACACAGGCCGAACGAGAUAAAUUCUGUCGAGAUAAUGGUAUCACACAUUACAGCGUUCUUCUUGACUUGGAGUAUUUUGAUGCCAUAAGAAUUUUACCAUUGAUCCAAUGCAUAACCUGUUUCUAGGAACUGCAAAAGCAAUGUUCAAGAUAUGGACUAAUAACCGAAUGUUGAGCAAAGAUCUAGAAAAGAUAGAGGAUCGAAUUAAGACAAUAGAAAUUCCAAGUGACUUAGGUCGUCUACCUGCAAAUAUUUCUUCAAACCAUGGAUCGUACACUGCAGAACAAUGGAAAAACUGGACACUCCUAUAUUCACUAGUUUGUUUAAAAGAAAUUCUACCUGAUAAUGAAUAUAAUGUUGGCAGACCUUUGUUCUUGCAUGCAAGUACAUCUGCCAAGUUAUUAUCUCUGAAACGGAUUUACACAUUGCUGAUGGACGACUUUUUGUUAAGUUUUGUAGAGAAGUCGAAACCAUAUAUGGAAAAGAAUGUAUAA
Paramuricea clavata is the source of this 857-nucleotide messenger RNA. The record is from the annotation of a GenBank genome assembly. NCBI's taxonomy places the organism in Eukaryota, Metazoa, Cnidaria, Anthozoa, Malacalcyonacea, Plexauridae.